ACAGUCAAAUCCAAAGGAGCCACCUUUUCCUCUUCUUUUCUGAUUUUAAAUGGACGGAUUUACACGUGGCCACAUGUAAUCUACAGUAUCAUCAAAUCAUCUGAGUGCAAGCCAUGUAGUCAGCCCUGUGAGAAUCCCAGUGCUCAGCUCAGUGUUCGGCCUCAUGGUCCCAGUGGAAAAGGAUCUUCCUCCUCAUUAUCCCCAGCCUCUAUCGCUGAGGAUGUCUUCUUUGGUAACACCAAUGAUGACCAGGAUACAUCUUCUGUAGUCAGUGACUACGACUGUCCCUGCGUUGAGGUGAGCAGCAGCGUGGAGGAUCUGCAGGGUUUCAGCUCCUCUUUCAGAGACUCUGAGUAUUUCAAAGACCUGGAGGGAGGUACACUGGCCUUACAGACUACUACAUCCACAGUAACCACUGCAGUCCCUAAACCUGAUGGCCAACAGGUGUCUCUAAAAACAGACAGUCCAACCUUGAACCAACCUUUGCAGAGUUUGACUACACACUCCCCACAGGUUAGUGCACCAUCAUGCACUUCCUAUGAUCAGUCUGCAGAAGAACUUCCUUGCAGUUUUGUGGUUACUCAGCUUAGCCCGAAGUUGCUGCAAGGUUGCAUCAUUGAUAGUGGUCACUCCAUUGGUCCUGCAGUAGGUUUAAGCUUGACAAUUAAUAUAAAUGGACUGCUGGGAUCUAUGGAAACAACAAAACCAGUAACAGGACAAGAAGCAGUAAAGGAUCAACCAACGAUGGAUUUAGAUGGAGAACCAGACCUGGACAGCUUUCCUAUUCUGGUCAGAUCCAUGUCAACGUCUCGGAGGCACAGCUGGGGUGUCCCUCUGUCACCCAUUAACUCUGGCAGGAGACUGAGUUUGGAUACUAUGGUUAUAGACAGCGAUGAAGAUGAUGAGCAGCGACAGAAGAGUCUUUUCCAGUCCAGCCAGCAGGAACCUGAAAGCUGCUCCGAACGGCCUGAAGAUGAACCGGAUGGUUCCAACCUAAAGGCCACCGGUGUUCCUGGCAAGCAGCUGUACUCUCGCUCAGAGAUCCUUGCUACAGAUGAAUGUUCCAGAGCGGCGCACAUUUCUCGUGUUGUCCAGACAUCCAAACAGGCCGCCAGGGCCGCUGGAGUGGCAGAGUUUGACCCUGAAGAAAAUUUACACUCUACUGAAGGACAAAACCAUAUGGCAAAGCAGAGAAACAAUAGACCAGAAACCAAAGAUUCAGGAAGUCUCACUUGGUACGAGUUCCUCUUCAAUGAGAAUGAGGAAGAAGAGGACCGCGCAGAGAAGGUGGAAAAAGGCACCAAGGUGAAGAGGACUCUCAGCUCUCUCAGGAACAGAAUGACUGGCUCCUUCAAUAAGGACAAGGGUAAGAACCGAGAAAAAGAGCAGCAGAAAGAGAGGGCCAAGGAGAGGGACAGAGAGACCAGAGAGAAAGAGAAAAUGUGCACCAGCAACAAUAGUGGGCAUCAUUUGGUGCCAGGUUCCUUCUCCAGCUGUGCCACGUGCUCACUGUGUGGCAAGUCCCUGCAGAAAAAGCAUGGCCUGCAGUGCAUGAAUUGUGCUGUAAACGUUCACAAGAGCUGCAAGUCUCUACUGGGGGAGUGCACCAGCAGCAAGAAUAAGAGAGAUUCUCUUCAGAGGACUUGCACAUCUGGAUCUCCUAACCUUGCGCUAAAAGACCGGGGCAGAGACAAAGAUCAGGCAGGCACAGCUGCAUCUCAGGCACUGGAUGGCCACCGAGGUAUUCCCAGUGCCCCAGGUAUGACCAUUAGUUCGUGGGGAUCAAGCACUCAGCAAACUGCCGCCCAUAACACUAGCUUCAGUGCAGCUCCUGCAUCCAACCUUGGCUACAGCCUUCGUCACCACAAUAGCUCAGGAUCUAUCCCUGGGGAAAUGGAUGAGACAGAUGCUCUGCGGUCCAAACGCUGCAAUGAAGACACCAUUUCCCUCGCUCCUUCGACUACAGAGUCCAUCAUCGUAGAAGAAGCUCACUAUGCAGCAUUGCGGGCUGACCUGGAGUUGGACGCUCAAGACUUGGAAGCAGACUCGUGGAGUUUGGCAGUUGACCAGCAGUAUCUGAAGAAGCACUCAAAAGAAGUGGUUAAGAGGCAGGAUGUGAUUUAUGAACUGAUGCAGACAGAGAUGCACCAUGUGCGGACACUGAAGAUAAUGCUGCGAGUGUACGUCAGAGAGCUAAAGGAAAACCUCCAGAUGGAUGCCAGCAGGCUGGACUGUCUGUUCCCCCGCUUGGAAAACCUCCUCGAACUCCAUCUGCAUUUCCUGUCACGUCUCAAAGAGCGUCAGCGGGAAAACCUCGUCUCACCCAACGAGAGGAACUACACCAUCAACAGAGUGGCAGACAUCCUAAUUACCCAAUUUUCAGGUGAGAUUGGAGAAAGAAUGAAGGAUUGUUAUGGAGACUUCUGUAGUCACCACACUGAAGCUGUCAGCUACUACAAAGACCAGCUGCACAACAACAAAAGGUUUCAAAACAUUAUAAGGAAAAUCAACAACCUGUCCAUCGUGCGGAGGUUAGGAGUGACCGAAUGCAUUUUGUUGGUGACACAACGAAUCACAAAGUAUCCGGUGCUGGUGGAGCGUAUUCUGCUGAACACUGAAGUGGGUACAGAGGAGCACGAGGAUUUGACUCAGGCACUGGGUCUGAUUAAAGAUACCAUCAUACAGGUUGAUACUCUGGUUAAUCUCCACGAGAAAAACUCUCGACUCAGAGACAUACACAACAAGAUGGAGCCAAAGGCACAGGGGAAAAUCAAAGAUGGUCGAGUGUUUCGGAGGGAAGACCUCGGACAGGGGAGAAGACGGCUGCUUCAUGAGGGCACAGUCAGCUGGAAGGCUGCCUCUGGCAGACUUAAAGAUAUUCUUGCUGUUCUCCUCUCCGAUGUGUUGCUCUUACUCCAAGAGAAGGAUCAGAGAUAUGUAUUUGCCACAGUGGACAAUAAGCCGUCAGUGGUUUCUCUCCAAAAGCUGAUAGUCAGGGAGGUGGCCCAUGAGGAGAAAGCCAUGUUUCUUAUCUGUGCUUCUUCCAAUGAGCCAGAGAUGUAUGAGAUUCACACCACCUCUAAGGAGGAACGGAACACUUGGAUGACACAAAUACGACAAGCUGUUGAGAGCUGUCCGCACACAGAAGAGAGGCUGUUCAGCGAGGAAGAGGAGGCACAAGCUUCUAGGCUUAAAGAAUUUCAAGAGCGGCUGAGCCAGAAGGAUGCAGUGAUUGUGCAGGCUCUCACUGAGAAGCUGCAGCUGUUUGCAGACAUGGCAGAGUCCAUGGGAGGCCUGGAGGACACAGCAUCUCGUUCCAGACUGCUGCUUCGUGGGGACGCCUCUGACCUCCAGCAGGGGGAGACCCUGCUCAAAGGCGCUAUCACUGAGGUGGAAAACCUGCAGAACCUGCUGCAGUCUGGAGUGAUAGAAGAGGCUCAACCCUCUCAUACAGAGGAGAGUGUUGGUUCUGGGGUUCUGCCUAGGCGAGCAGACACCUUUGGGGGCUAUGACAGCAGUCCCACCAUCCUUAAUAAGAAUGGCAUUGUAAAGAAGAACUUUUCUGGUGAGUCCAGAAACAGAGACAGGAGCCAGAGAGCCAGCUCUGACCCUCAGCUCAAAGACCUCUGUGGCAGUCACACUCUGGAGCAGACGGUUGAUGAAAGUUGUUGCACUCCAGCUAGAUGGAACCGCAUCUGGUCCAACUCCUUCCCUGAGGCUGAGUUCUUUGACAGGGUGCUGAUGCUCUCCCAGAGACUUUAUAGUCUACAGGCCAUCAUAUCACAGCAGGACAGUCAAAUUGAGCUGCAGCGGGCCUCGUUGACCGAGCGGACCUCCCUGCCAGGCCGCCACAGAGGAAAUGUUCUGCUGGAGCAGGAGAAACAGCGAACUCUGGCUCUGCAGAGAGAGGAGCUUGCCAGCUUCCACAAGCUGCAGUCUCAGCACAGGCAGGAGCAGCAUCGCUGGGAGAGAGAGAGGGAGAGGCACCGGCAGCAAGUCGAAGCCACAGAAGCCAGGCUACGACAAAGAGAGGAGGAGUGCAGACGACUGGAGGAGCAUGUGGCAAAAGAGAAGGAAGAGCUGGACAGGCAGAGGGAGACGUACCAGCAGGACCUGGAGAGACUAAGAGAGUCCACCAGAGCCGUGGAGAAAGAAAAGGAACGCCUGGAACACCUAAAGAAGAUCAAGAGGAAGACAAUUGAGGUGGCUCCUCUGUCUGGCAGUCUGAAUGGGGAGCUCCUCUCAUCUUCGGGCCUCACCAGCACCACCAGUGUCUCCGACUUUCCUGCACCCCAGAAACCUUUGGUACGUGCCAGCUUGUCUGUUGCACCAGCUGACUAUCCUGAGCGCCCUGAAGUGGCGCUGCGGCGAGAGACGGGCUCUUCUACCCUUCCGCUGCCACUGAAGACAGAAGUGCCGCUCCAUCUCUUCAGCACCACCAACCAGCAGCACAAACCAGUGGGGGUGCAGCAGCAGAUCCCCACCAAACUGGCAGCAAUCAACAGCGGCAAAGGGAAAGGGAGCAAGGGUGGCAAAGCCUCACAUCGCACCGACAGCACAGCCUCAGUGGAUAUGAAGCAGAUGCUUCCUCUGAAGCUGUCUGGCAGAGAGGACAACGCCCUCAAAGCCAAGCGCUCCAUCAGCCCCCACCAGCAACUCCCUCCGUCAGCUCCUCCUCAGUACCACACAGAUCAGCUGAGUCCUCCAGACAAUACUGGACCAGACACCCAGCCUGCCUCCUCCAUCACCUCCUCCCACCUUCAAAAUGUACAGAAGCCCCCUAUGCCUUCUGCACAGUUCCACCCUCAGCCCUCCACACAGCCUCCCACCAUGCCUCCCCACUCACAAGGUCCCACAUCACUUCAGUUUCAAACCAACGUGCAGCCACAGACCCUCAGUUCAAAUGUUCAUGGGCUCAGCCACAACAUCCCACCACCCUACACCAUCACCACAGAAGACCUGAAUAAGGAGGAUGUUAUAUUUUUUUAAUUUUCAGUUUCCCCCCGAACAAUCACCAAUUCCAUAACAGAAUCAGUUAUGAAGUGGUUACUGAUCCACAGUCAACCACGAGGCCCAUUUAAUGUGGGCAGGAGUGUUGUUAUUGCAGAGAGCAUGGCUGCAGUAACUUCCAGAAAAAUCCACAACUUGACAUUAUGUUCAAGAACAUUUUUUUAACACUGCUACUCCACAUUUGUUUCUAAUCUGCCAAUAAUAUUUUAUUUAAUUUGUAGUUUUACAUCUGAUCACAAGUAUAGAGAGAUAACUUGUGGGAAAAUAAAGGUGUAGUAGCAUGUGUUUUUUUUUUUUGUUUUGUUUUUUUAAAGAAAAAAAAAAGUUGAAAUGAAGUUUAAUUAAUCCAAAGACAAAAGAGCUGAAUGGGAUGUGACUGAAAGGAGCUCUGAGGAAGAGUCAGUUGUAUUUCUGCAGAGGAGUGAAGCAUGAACAGCCCAGCGAUGGCGUCCUGGCAUUUACUGCACGCUUCUGCUGGACCUGGAACAACAAGAAACGGCUCUGCUAGAAGCUCCAUUUGCACAAUGUAAAUUCUCCAAUCCAGACUAAUGAAGAAACUUUAAAUGGGAAACAUGCUUAAAAGUUGAUUCUGCAGCUUCAUUUUAUUUUGUUAUUGCUACUUGUCUUAAUUAUGCUCAUAGAAAGACUAAACUGUGGAUCACACCUGUAGUGUUGCAAACUGGUUGUACAACCUGACUCUAAUAAUGAUUUAUUUUGAUUAAUUUUAUUUGAGACUUUUUAUCUGCCUCUUUAAAAGAAUUCGGCAUUCAGUCUGAAUUUUACUUUCAACUGUGGCUGUUAGUUUUUUAAAUAGCGUGCAGCUAUACUGUUCCAUAAAAGAUCACAUCUUUUGUAAGUUAUGACUGAAAUCUGCAAGUUUGAGAAUGUACUUAAAUUAAAAUGACUUCAGACUUUAAUGUUUGAAAGCUUUUUACUUGGAACUGUUGUUAGACAUACAGGAAAGUAGCUAAACAUGACCACAUUUGGUACUUUGCAGAUGUGAUGAAGGUCCUUAUUGUCUCGUCUGAGAUGCAUUUCCCAAAAGUGUCCCUUUUAAUCUUUUUCAUCAUUGUUUUAAGUUUUGUUUCCAUUUUUUAAGCAGUAGUGAUCAUACUUUAAAUAUUUCACACAGUCCUGUGUUUAGGAUGGCAUUUUCUUUGAGUUGCUUCAGUUUACUGGAUGGUGGCCUUUGUCA
Melanotaenia boesemani (Boeseman's rainbowfish) is the source of this 6205-nucleotide messenger RNA. Its product is annotated as rho guanine nucleotide exchange factor 18-like. The record is from RefSeq and is a predicted model, not a curated record. Gene Ontology annotation, biological process: small GTPase-mediated signal transduction. The transcript has 31 exons. Lineage: Eukaryota; Metazoa; Chordata; Actinopteri; Atheriniformes; Melanotaeniidae. Gene Ontology annotation, molecular function: guanyl-nucleotide exchange factor activity. The coding region runs from base 691 to 4989 and encodes 1432 amino acids.